AUGUCAUUCGAACAAUCUUUACUGGCACAAAGUGAAAUACAAGCAAUUUUGGUCCGGUUUUUAAUACCGCCUUCGACCUCAAACACAUCUAACGCAAGUACACCCUCAGUUAUGACUCCCCGACCGCAACGCGAACAGCAUAAUGUUUACGUACUGGAAACCCAAGAUGCUUCUCAGUUAGUCUUGCAGAAUGAUGUAGUUUAUAUACAAGAAACUCAAGAUCCUUCUCAAUCAAUCUUGCAAACUGAUGGCAAUGUUGAAACUCAAGAUGUUUCACAAUUUUACUUACAAAGUGAAGUUGAUGAUCAAGAAACCCAAGAAGCAACUCAAUCAAUCUUAUCCCAAGCUUGGAAUUCUACAAAUAUUUAG
Messenger RNA from Parnassius apollo (apollo), 369 nucleotides. NCBI's taxonomy places the organism in Eukaryota, Metazoa, Arthropoda, Insecta, Lepidoptera, Papilionidae. The record is from the annotation of a GenBank genome assembly.